AUGAAUGGAAAGGAUAGUCUCGGCGAGUUUUAUGUCGACGACCUGUCAGAUUGUCUUGACUGCCGUUCAGCAAGUAGUACUGAUGACGAAAGUGAUAGCAGUAGUAUAGCCAUUCGAAAGCGAUGUCUUGUACCACUAAUAUACAGUGAUUCAGAAGAUGAGGACAUGAAUAAUAAUGUUGAAGACAACAAUGAUACAUGGUCAACGAACGACAACAGUAUAAUUUUGGAACCUUUCGAAGGCAGCUCUGGCGUAAAAAUUGUGCCAAGUUCCUCUGAAAGCGUAAUGGAUAUUGUGAAUUUAUUUAUUGUAAGUGACCUGAUUGAGCACUUCGUGAGGCAGUCUAAUAGAUACCAUUAUCAAAUUGUGGGAAAAUAUAGAAUUACAUCAAAAACGAAAAAAUGGAAAGACGUCACCGUGACUGAAAUGAACAAAUUUUUGGGCCUGAUCAUUCUCAUGGGACAA
Molecule: messenger RNA, 465 nt
Organism: Stegodyphus dumicola
Lineage: Eukaryota; Metazoa; Arthropoda; Arachnida; Araneae; Eresidae
Source: RefSeq, a predicted model, not a curated record